Aspergillus ruber CBS 135680 is the source of this 1413-nucleotide messenger RNA. It is a transcript of the gene stm1, whose product is annotated as putative telomere and ribosome associated protein Stm1. The record is from RefSeq and is a predicted model, not a curated record. Gene Ontology annotation, cellular component: cytoplasm; nucleus. Gene Ontology annotation, molecular function: RNA binding. The transcript has 5 exons. NCBI's taxonomy places the organism in Eukaryota, Fungi, Ascomycota, Eurotiomycetes, Eurotiales, Aspergillaceae. Bases 210 to 1127 code for a protein of 305 amino acids.
AGUUACCCCCUCUCUUUCUCUGUUAGAAGCCCACCCUUCACCCUAUUACAAUAACUUAUUGACAUCUCUUUCUGAGAGGAGGAUAUAGCUGUUCAGCCCAAGGGUCUUCCCUCCCUCUCAUCCUCGCUCCCCCCGUCUUCUCUAUACCCGAAUUGUCGCGAUAACGGAGAGCCUUCCUUCCCCCGGAAGGCAGUUAAUAUCCAGGCGUCAUGGCGGAGAUCCGGUCCAAGAACGUCUACGAGCUUCUUGGCAAUGACCCUGAACUCGACCCCAACAGAGCUCCCGAGCCCCCCACAAAGGCUCUAGACAAGCCUACACCGCGCGUGGGCAAACGUGACGCUCCCAAGGAGGCACCCGCUCAGCAGCAGCAGCCCCGUGAGAACACUGGCCGCCGUGGUCAACGCUUCCAGGGCAACGAAGCCGCUUACCGUGACCGUAACGCUGGCCGCCGCAACAAUGUCGACCGUCCCGUUGACGAGGGCAACAACCCUGAGAGACGUGGAUUCAAUGCCCGUGGUGACCGUGGUGGACGCUCCCGCAACGACCGUCAGAACCGCAGCGGUGUGACCGACUCCCGCAAGCAGAUCAACCAGGGCUGGGGUGGCGAGACCGGCGACAAGGAACUCGACGACGAGAAGGCCGGCCAGAAGAUCGCCCAGACCGACGAGAACGAGCCCCAGACCCCCGCCGGCGAAGAGCCUGAGGAGGCCGCCGACAAGGCCAAGUCCUUCGCUGACUACCUGGCCGAGAAGGCUGCCGCUGGUGACCUGAGCGCUAAGCCCGUCCGCGCCGCCAACGAGGGCACCAAGCCCGACGGCAAGUGGGCCCAGGCUAAGGAGUUCAAGCGUGGCGAAGAAGAGGAGGAGUACAUCAAGGGCAAGGACGACAACCGCAGCAAGGGCCCCAAGCAGCGCAAGGAGAAGAACUACCUCGAUGUUGACCUGCGCUUUGUCGAGGCUCCCCGCAGCUCUGGCGAGCGUGGUGGUCCCCGUGGCCGUGGUGGCCGUGGCGGCCGUGGCGUCGGUCGUGGUGGCCGUGGUAACGGUCCUCGCGGCGGCGGCGAGCGUGCCACCGGUCCCACCCCCGUCACCGUUGACGAGAAGAACUUCCCCAGCCUUGGUGCUUAAAUUAGCCCCCUCUGAUCGAAAAAGGCAAUGCUACGAUUUACCAAAUGGGUAUGUGGUCAAAAACGGAUAACACAAAAAAGGCAUGCAGGAUUGGUGAUGGUGGGAUCUUGAUUAUCAUCAAAACCUCUCAUAUCAUAUCACAUCAGAAGUUUAAAUUGACUUGAAGCUUGAGAUACGAUCUGGAUAAAAAAAAAUUUUCUUUUUUUUUCACUGUUUUCCGUUUCUUGCCUCCUUGUAAUUGUAUGAGAAUAGCACACGCAACGCCAAAACACUGGAUACGGGUAAU